Messenger RNA from Dendronephthya gigantea, 4555 nucleotides. RefSeq lists its product as uncharacterized. The record is from RefSeq and is a predicted model, not a curated record. NCBI's taxonomy places the organism in Eukaryota, Metazoa, Cnidaria, Anthozoa, Malacalcyonacea, Nephtheidae. The transcript is spliced from 3 exons. The coding region runs from base 417 to 1661 and encodes 414 amino acids.
UGCAUGGAUAGCCUCUCGCAGGUCACAUCUACGUCUUUAGUUUGAAAAAAGUAUCGUUAUACUUUGAACUGAAUUGUAUAAUAUAUCCUUCGUUCGAACUAUAUAUUCUUCGAAGGCUCGAAGCUGUUUUAUUCUACACUUGCUGUAUUAUAUCUUUGAUUGGCGACCACGGACCACGCUUUACAUUGAACAAUCAUGUGAACAUCUAUAAGAUCCAUCACGAGAUCUCUAGUUUGUUUACCAACAUUCAGUGUAUCUGGUUUAUUUCUGUCUUCAUUCUGUGGAAUUGUCAAGAUGUAGUUGAAAUAUAGCUCUCAGAAAGUAACUGGCUUCAGUUCACCUGCAAGAAAUGGUAAAUUUUGUAAGGCUUUUGAUUGACAGAGGACCUCAGGCUUUUAGAAGUAAAUUUUAGUGCAAUGGAUUUCCGUUCACAAGAAGCAAAUUACACAAGACUCGCUAAACUUUUGGUUAACAAAGGAACUGAAGCUUUGAGAAAUACAUUUGAUACCAUCCAUCCACCUGUUAGUCUACCCGGAGUACUGGCUGCAAACAAAACAUUUCUUCAAGGGUUAAAACCUCGAGUUAUUAAAAAUUUUCAGUUGGAAUUACUGUUUCCUCCGUCUGGCAACCCACCAGAUUCCAAAACCUUUGACAUCACAUUAUUCGUAAUUCUAUUCCGGAACAUUUGUAGCUUAGUACCUCCAUCAACAGGAUGGAAUGAAAUGCCUCCGGAUACUGAUCGGUCGAUGGAGGCAAAUAUCGUAAGAAUCAAACUCUUAAGAAAUAAGGUUUUCGCGCAUGCAGUGUCAACUCAAGUGGAUGAUUCAAGAUUUCGAUCUUUAUGGGCUAAGAUUUCUCUCGCGUUAGUACAAUUGAACAUCCCCCAGAGUGAUAUCGACGAAAUAAAAACUGGUCCUUCAGGACUUGAAGGGAGGGCGAUGGAAUGUGAAAAUCAUGAAUUGACGCUGGCAGUAAUGACAGAUUUUAAGCAUGAUAUUGCAACAUGCGCUCAAAGAAGAGAUGAAGAUAUCUUACUAACACUUGCUCAUCAUAGAUUCGAUACUUUAGUUAAAAACAAAGCAGAGCUUUUUCCGUGUGGCAAGAAUGGGUGGCUAUUAAAGGAAGUUGACAUUUGGUUCGUGAAAAUCGACAGUGAGUCAAUGGUAUUGUUAUUAACAGCUGGCCCAAGAUUUGGUAAAACGGAGUUUGCAGCUAAAGUGUGUGAAGACUUUAAGAAGAGUAAGCAGUUGGCUGCAUGUUUCUUUUUCGACUCUAAUAAUUCAAAUCUAAGCGAUCCUAUGGUGGUGUUAGAGUGUCUCGCAAGUCAGAUGAGUGAGAACCUUCCUACUUUUAAAAAACUGCUACUUGAUAACUUGAAGCGGCCGCAUCAGAUAGACAGUCUAAAGGCUGCCUUUCAAGUAUACUUUAAAAAUACUUUGGAUGACUUGGAUUUAGUUGAACCUGUUUUAAUCGUCAUGGAUGGCUUGAAUAAAAUCUCGCCAAAUAAAAAAGAUGAAAUGAUUAAUUUGAUUCGCGAUUAUUUUCCCGAACUUCCCAAGUACAUGAAAUUCUUAGUGACCAGCACUCCGGAGAUUGCUCUAGCAAAGCUAAAUAAUGUUCAAGCAAUUGAUGUUCAAUUUCAAAGAUUGCCAUCGAACUAAAAACACGCGAUUGUCUUGACUAGAUGACGAAAUAAAAAAAAUAGUCAAUUUCUUCCAGAAGCAAGUACAUUUUAAACGCCUUGAAGCCGAGAUUCAAGGCAUAUAUAUCUCUUUAAGAAAAGGACCUAGGUUCACAAGAAGCAAAAGUGACAAGGGUGUGUACGAUGUAGCUUUUCCUUAAAGAAAGACUUGUAACCACUACCUUUUGCCAUAAGCUCUCGUUAGGAGGCUAAUGAUUCUCUGAAUUGGUCAAACCAACCAUCAGAUAGGUGCCCAAUGCAUCCACUUUGCCAGGAAACUCGUGCUUCUUCAAAUCGUAUCAUAGAUAAGUAGACCAAUUUUUUAAACAAAAUUCUACAAAGCAACAAACAAGCUGAAUAGUUUGAUAAUUGAAUAUAAUGGAACAGUCUCUAUGUGCUUAACAUUCCUCAUUGCAAGUCUUGUAAUUUGUUUUAUAGUUUUUUUAAAUAACCAAUCUCAUGUAGUUCAGUCAUCAUCGUUCCCAGGCUCCCUAGGAAAAUCAGUUACUUUUCCGCAAAAAUUUGUUGUCUCUGCCAUAAGAAAAGUGCUGACUCACGGAUAUUAUUCAAGGAGUGGAGCUUGUGAAUUGGUUACAAUUUUGAUUGAUAUAUUACAGUUGAAUCGUCUUGUGCGCUUGGAUACAACGUGUGACAUCUUUCUUUGUUUUGAAUGUCAUUCGGUGACAUAUUUGGCAUCAAAUUUCCUAUUUAUAAAUGAGUUUAUUUAUUUCUCGCAGCCAAUCAGAUCGCAGUUGGCAUUAAUUACGCCAGAUAUGGUUCCAGUGGGCAAUGACCAAUGACACGCCUUAAUAUCGAGCCCGCUCCAUCGAACUCUAAACAAACUGGAACGAUAACUCUGAGGGGGAAAUUGAAGCCAGUGCUUUUUACUUUUUGCUUUUUAUUGAGUUUUGAGCUGAAAUACUUCACGCCAAAUGUUGAGCCGUAUAUAAAAUUAGAGUUAUUAAAAAGUUUUAUUGUAUGGCAAGCGUCAUUUCGGAGAAAUGGAGCUCAGUGAUUAACUGAGAAUUUUCAGCGGUCCAUUACUUUACCGUAAUCGACCGGCGUUACCGGCGAUCCAUUACGAGAUGAAAAACAGAGAAAUUCUAAAUUUUUUUCGUUACGAACAUUUAUUUUUCUACCUUUUUAACCAUUUGUUAAACUGAUAGGUAUUCUGUGCUUAGCGGUAAAUUUUUUUCGUUACGAAUUUUUAUUUUUCUACCUUUUUAACCAUGUGUUGAUUUCAUUUCAAGAUCUAAACAAUUGCCACGUUAAUUGUUCUAGCUUUAAAUGUGACAAACGAUUACUAAUAGCUGAAAAAAUUCAGUAAUUAAAGGUGACAUAAAAUUUGUUAACAUUUGCGAACCAAAAUUGCAAACGAAUUUGAACAUGAAGUUUAAUAUCAUAUCAACAGAAAGUUAUUUAGGUUUGGGAUACAAUUUGUUGGCUAAAAUGGUAUUAGCUAUAUAUUAUUCACCACUUUUGCUGGUUGAUAAUUUCAUGGUAUAUAUGUGUAAAAAAAUUAUAAUUAACGUCAUUCAGCUAUAGGGCAGCCAAUUCUGAAUAGUCUCUUCUCAUUUGAAGAGUUAACGCCAAAUUUGAAAAGGCCCAAGAUUGGCAAACUGGAUGAUUGAAAAACACAAGACAAUGUAGCCCCUUGUCUUUUAUAUCCUUCUUGACCUUUUGCCAGCUUAUAAAACAUAACUGACCAGUCUAGCAGUCUUUAAGUGAUUAAGUCCACCUGUAAUAAGUGAACCUGGUAAAUCUUUGGCAAAAUAAAAAAUCAAAUUAAAUUAUAAAGCAUCAAAAAACUCAGGAGGCCUAAAUGUUCAAUGUUUCACAUUAAUUAGUGACCAAGGAUCACCAGAUUUUGCAUCUUUUGUGUGUUUAAUAACUUGAAUCCCGAAUUUGCAUGAUAAUGUUAAUCACUCAGCUUGCUUUGUUAUAUUUUUAUUAUAUCAUUAAAUUGUAGCUGGUAGAGGUUCUUCAGAAUAACACUACAUGACCUAAGCAAUUGGUAUGUUAGGACUGCAUCUGCUAUUGAAAUGUUAGAAGUCCAGAAAGAACAGAUUUAUUAUGUUACUUAGCAUUUUAUGGUCUAUCAUACUCAUAAUUUGUAAUUUUGUACUGUGUAUAGUUUUUGCCCAGAGAUGGAAAGUACGUAAACUUUCUUUUGUUUUCCUAUAAUUGACAUUAUAUAAACCAGACAUUCUUCUACUGUGUGACUUCACAAACAGUCUGGUAGAAUAGCAGUUUAUAACAGGUAUUUUAGACUUGUCUGAGUUACCAAACAACUACUAUUCUGCUUGAUGUUACGGCUACAGAUGGAUACAGGGUUCGAUAAAAUGGUAUUAGAUAAUGCUCAGGGAAAUGUAAAGAUCUGGCAACUAAAUUUAAAAUACAUCAUUUAGAACAAGAAAUCGAAAGGAUUGCAAAAACAACUCCAUUUAUAAAUGAAUUGCGUAUAAAAACAAUUUAUGCAAAUAAAACUUCGAUUUGUUAUUACUAGCGUGAAUCUCAUGCAUUUUAUUUCUAUUUUAUUUUUACUUUAUUUCCGUCGAUUAAUCUUCAAAAGUAAACAUAUAAGAUCUUACAAGUGUGAGUCGAUAUUCAUCCCUUCUUGCCACUAAUUGCAUCCACAAACUGAAAAAGAGUCAAUUGUUUCUCAAGACCAAAACAAAGUAGGAAAAAUAUUAUGAUUCGUUGGAAAAAACACAGAGUAAGCACAAAAAAUAAAAAAUAUUCUUCUAAAACAGCCGGUUUGCAAAGGAGUGCGCCUGAAGCACUGUAUCACGGUUUUCAGUGGUAAUUACCAUUGGGAUCAUAUCUGGCGUCAGCACGGAAAAGUCCGCCAUGUUUCUUGCUUCACUUUUUGAU